UGUACUGUGUGCUAUAAAAGCUGUGACAGUCAACUGUGUUUGUUGCAAACAAAUGCUCAGGUGUCAUCAAGCAACCAGGAAGAUCAGACUUCAUCCAAGCAGCAUGACUUUCUCCUUCUGUGUCCCUCUGCUGGCUGUGCUGCUGCAGCCUGCUCUGUCUCUCUAUAACUGCUCGGCUAAGUAUGAAAGAAACCCAAUCAACUCUGACAUGGUGGUUAAAUGUGGCCCCAGUAUAAUAACCCUGGAGGUUAACCUGUGCACAGCUCAAUGGGCUGGUUUUAACAACACCAACCUGGCUCUCAAUGGAAACCACAACAACACAAAAUGCAUGGGCAUUGCUGAUACCAGUGUGGACCCUCCCGUCGUCCGUUACCAGCUUCCUGUUAACGACACUCAAAAUAAUCCUUGUCGACAGUCUCUGCAGAUUGUAGAUGAAAAGCCAGACGCUGCAGGCCCCUUCAGUGGCUUCUCAUCUAUCCAAUCAGUCAUCAUAACAGGAUACAUUGAUACGCCCAGAGCUGACCAGGGGAUAAUAAGCUACUCUACAGAUCUGUAUUAUCAUUUCUCCUGUCGCUAUCCAUUGGAAUAUCUCAUUAACAACACAGAGAUUGUUGCCUCCUCUGUCUCAGUGGCGACCAGUGAGAAUAAUGGCACCUUCAUUGACUCCCUUAAAAUGGCUGUUUUUAAUGACUCUGAUUUCUCCUACCCAUUAAUCCCACCGCCAGCAGGGCUGAUGCUGCGAACAAAAGUCUAUGUGGAGGUCAAGGCCAUCAACCUCACAGGAAAUUUCAACUUGCUACUGGAUCACUGUUUUGCAACACCGAGUCUCUACAACAUGUCUCAGACUGAGCAGUACAACUUUUUCACGGGCUGCACGGUGGAACAAAGGACGAGUGUAAUGGUCAACGGCAUUUCGAACGUUGCCCGAUUUAAUUUCGAGGCCUUCCGCUUUGUCCAGCACCGGGACCUGGCAAAGUCCACCAUCUACCUGCACUGCAUACUGAGACUCUGUGAGCCAACCAAAUGCCUGGACCUGCUGUCCAAUUGUAAUAGAAGAAGAAAACGCUCGGUGUCUCCUUUUGGACAAGAAACCCGUGACUCAGCCACCGUCACAGUUGGACCUCUGUAUACUGCUCAAGAAGACACGCCUAUUUCUGCUGGAUAUGCUAAUAAUGUGGCUUCAGGAAAGGAAAACGUGAACACUACUGGCCUGGUGGUUGGGGUGGUGUUUGGAUCAGCUGCUGCAGUCAUGAUGGUUCUUGGUGGUUGGUUUGCUCUCAAGAAAUUUUACUUGAUUUAAGGAAUACAGAAAGUCUUGUACUUGUCACAUUUAAGUCUCUCUGGAGCAUUGAUAGAGCAUAAAAAUCUGACCAAAUAGAAAUGACCACUGGCAUUUAAAACCACACUACUGCUUUAGGAUCUUUUGUGUCUUUGUGUAUCUACACAUUUAGUAAUCACCUCCAGGUUAUGAAGAAAUCGGGUGUCGUAGUUUUGGAAAAUAGCUUUAUUGUUUGCACUGUUUUAAAAAGUACAAGUUACAUUAGUAAAACUUAUAUUUGUCAAACUGCUUAUUUACAAUACUAUGUACAGAUAUUCAGAUUUCACUGAAAGAAAUUCUGAGCUAAUAUAAACAUUCAGUGUCUGUCUAUAAUAAAGAUUAAUAAAAAGUAUUCUUUCCGUUUUGCA
Molecule: messenger RNA, 1686 nt
Organism: Oryzias latipes (Japanese medaka)
Lineage: Eukaryota; Metazoa; Chordata; Actinopteri; Beloniformes; Adrianichthyidae
Product: zona pellucida-like domain-containing protein 1
Source: RefSeq, a predicted model, not a curated record